Messenger RNA from Camelina sativa (false flax), 881 nucleotides. The record is from RefSeq and is a predicted model, not a curated record. Lineage: Eukaryota; Viridiplantae; Streptophyta; Magnoliopsida; Brassicales; Brassicaceae.
GGGCAAAUUCAUUACAAAACAUGAUGAUGGAUGAAGAUAUUGAGCAAGCCACUCUUAUCUCUUACACUGACAAGCCAAGGACUUUUCCAGACAUGCGUAGUAAAACCUACAGUCCAUUGAUAAUCCGGAUUCUGAGAAAUUUAAAUGUUCGUGCCCUUUCUGUUCUUCUGCUUUUGAGCUUUGGAGGGAUCUUUUACAUGGGAGCACGCACUUCUCCCGUCAUUGUGUUCGUCUUUGUAGUAUGCAUCAUCAGCUUCAUGUUGUCAGUAUAUCUGACCAAGUGGGUAUUAGCAAAAGAUGAAGGACCUCCAGAGAUGGUUCAGAUAUCAGAUGCUAUACGUGAUGGAGCUGAAGGAUUUUUCAGAACACAGUAUGGUACUAUAUCAAAGAUGGCGUUCUUGCUAGCUUUCGUGAUUCUUUGCAUAUACUUGUUCCGUAACUUAACCCCCCAGCAAGAGGCUUCUGGUCUUGGAAGGACAAUGUCUGCAUAUAUUACUGUUGCUGCAUUUCUUUUGGGCGCGUUAUGCUCAGGCAUUGCUGGAUAUGUUGGAAUGUGGGUGUCAGUUCGUGCUAAUGUGCGGGUCUCCAGUGCUGCUAGACGAUCCGCAAGGGAAGCAUUACAGAUAGCUGUUCGUGCUGGUGGAUUCUCAGCGCUGGUUGUUGUUGGUAUGGCUGUGAUUGGUAUUGCCAUCCUGUAUUCUACAUUUUAUGUAUGGUUGGACGUGGAUUCACCAGGCUCAAUGAAGGUUACUGAUCUGCCUCUUCUUCUUGUGGGAUAUGGAUUUGGGGCAUCAUUUGUUGCCUUAUUUGCUCAGUUGGGUGGUGGAAUAUACACUANAAUGUACACAAUCAUUUGUUUUAUCUUUUGUGCUGUGUUAUAA